AUGCCUCAGACUAUGCAUGAUGUAUCCCAGACUUUACUCAAGGCAACACUGGACAGUGUUGUAGAAGAAUGUGUCAGCUUUGUGGGAGUCGAUAUUAACAUCUGUUCAGAAGUUUUGUUAAGGCAUAUUGCAGGACUUAAUACAAACAGGGCCAAAAAUAUUAUUGAAUGGAGAGAGCAAAAUGGGCCCUUUAUCAACCGAGAACAGCUGAAAAAAGUGAAAGGGCUAGGUCCAAAAUCCUUCCAACAGUGUGCUGGCUUCAUCAGAAUCAACCAGGAUUAUAUCCGAACAUUUUGCAGUAGUCAGCAAACUGAGUCUUCAGGCCAAAUUCACGGAGUUGCGACAUCUUCAGCAGGUGUUGAGAUCACCAAUGAGAAGCGGGGCAAAAAGAAGAGCAAAACUACAGUGAAUGUUUUACUGAAGCCAAAUCCUUUGGACCAAACUUGUAUUCAUCCAGAAUCAUACGACAUAGCAAUGAGGUUUUUAUCAUCCAUUGGAGGGACAGUGUGUGAGAUUGGAAAGCCUGAAAUGCAACAAAAAAUAAAUUCAUUCCUUGAAAAGGAAGGAAUAGAGAAGAUUGCAGAAAGAUUACAAACAACAGUACAUACCUUACAGGUGAUCAUAGAUGGUCUCAGCCAGCCUGAAAGUUUUGACUUUCGAACAGAUUUUGAUAAACCUGAUUUCAAGAGAAGCAUAGUGUGCCUGGAAGAUCUGCAGGUUGGGACAGUUCUUACAGGCAAAGUCGAGAAUGCCACUCUGUUUGGAAUUUUUGUGGAUAUAGGAGUGGGGCGAUCAGGGCUGAUUCCCAUACGAAAUGUAACAGAAGCAAAACUUUCUAAAACGAAGAAGAGAAGGAGCCUUGGACUGGGCCCUGGAGAAAGAGUGGAAGUCCAAGUACUCAACAUUGACAUCCCCCGAUCUAGGAUCACUCUGGACCUCAUUAGGGUGUUGUGAGUGUCCCACUGAAGGCUAAUCACUGAUUUUAUUGCCUCCUUUCUAAAGGUUGACAAAGAUAAGUCAGAUGUUUAUGAAUUCUAGAUAGCAGGUGAGAAAAUCUUCACUUAAUAUCAGGAAUAU
Messenger RNA from Propithecus coquereli (Coquerel's sifaka), 1077 nucleotides. Its product is annotated as S1 RNA-binding domain-containing protein 1-like. Gene Ontology annotation, molecular function: mRNA binding; structural constituent of ribosome. The transcript is spliced from 6 exons. Lineage: Eukaryota; Metazoa; Chordata; Mammalia; Primates; Indriidae. The record is from RefSeq and is a predicted model, not a curated record. Gene Ontology annotation, biological process: translation. Bases 1 to 954 code for a protein of 317 amino acids.